Molecule: messenger RNA, 1260 nt
Organism: Peronospora farinosa
Lineage: Eukaryota; Oomycota; Peronosporomycetes; Peronosporales; Peronosporaceae
Source: the annotation of a GenBank genome assembly
AUGAAGCGACGUCUGAGCGAGAUGAUGGACGUAAAAUCCGAGCCAAAUAGUGACAUGGAGCAGACGAUGGUGAUGCUAGUAGCACAAAAGGUUGCGAUGGAGCUACUGGCAUCAUUAAACGGUGACAGUUCGACGCGGUUCGGCCGCGUUGCUUUUGCAGAUCAGGAGAAGCAAAACGUGAACGCGUUUCUACACCAGAAACUGGGCAAGGACAGUCUGGCCCGUCGACCAGGGCCUGGGGGACGGAAACUCACGUACAUUGAGAGCUGCAAGGCCAUUGAAUUGGCCAACCGCGCAUUCGGGUUCAAUGGCUGGUCGUGUCAUAUUGUCGAGUGCAAAGAAGAAUUUAAGGAAAAGAAAGGUGAUCGUUGGAGUAUCGCAUAUAGCUCCUUAGUGCGCAUCGAGUUGAAGGAUGGCACGAGUCAUGAAGACGUGGGAUUUGGCUCCUCGGACGGUCAAAGAGAUUUGGGGGCAGCAUUGGAGCAAGCUAAGAAGACCAGUAUCUCAGAUGCAAGGAAGAGAGCAUUGAGGCUCUUUGGAGAAUAUCUGGGUAACUCAUGCUAUGACAGGGAACAUAUCAAGGACGUGAACUCGAACAAAACGAUGGCACCCUUGGCAGCUGCGCCGAACGUGAUAUUACCAGGACAACAGAUGCAAGGUGGAGUUCCGCGUCAGCCAGUGGUAGAUGGACAAUCUACAGCACAAAAUAGGCCAGUACUAAACCCACAACAGAAUCAGCAGCUGCGGCCCCAGCAGCCACUUCCACAGCAUCCACAAGUUCAGCAGCCGCCAAGACAGCAAAUACCGCCUUUGCAAUCUGCGCAGCAGCAUCAACAACAUCAACAAAUGCAACAGCAGCAGUGGAAACCACCGCAAGUCAUGCGUAAUCAAUUGACUGCAAAGGAGAAUGCAUCCGUGCAGCAACCAGCUCCGGUUAUUUCAAGGCCAACCACCACAAUCCAGACUACUGCAACGAACAAUUUGAGUGCUAUACAUCACCCCUCUACUUCAACCGCCGCAUUGAGUUCUUCUACAAGCGCGUUCCGUCCUCAACCGCAGCGAAAAGUCUCGUCAAACGCCCCGCCCCCACCACGUAUGAUGGCAUCGAAUUACCAGUCAACAAUCGUGAAGUCCGAGCAACCUCCAACCGGCCAAGCUUAUUCGAACGCCCAAUACGACAUGGAAGACCUCAGCCUUUCACAAUUCGAUUACGAUCCUAACGCAGGAAACAGCAACGUUGCCAAGAAAAUGCGAUCGUAA